UCCUCCAACAGCUCCAACUUCCAUUUACUUGCGAACUCAUCAGCUGAUCCUUUGUGGAUUUCGUCUUUUGUUUGUGCCAACGGUAAAUCUGUAAAUAGUUUCGGAAUUAUCGAUCUUGUGCAAUAACGGAUAGUGCUAAAGUGAAAGUGGGUCAAAAAGGAAGAAACAAUCUGAUUGUGCCAUGGUGCGCGUUUGAUGCUUUAUUCAAUAUGGUGGACUCAAUGAAUGUCGUCGAUUCAGUUUGACGUAGCAAGUUUUUCAAUAAGGGAAAUCAAUAAGGAAAAUAAUACGAGUUUUCGACCACCAAGAUGAAUCACCAUUGUUGGCGAAAUGCAAAAACAAGAGUGAACGAGGACGAUGAAAUCGAAUGGCCUAAGCUGUCAUCUUCUGUGCUGCAGGACAGAUCAGAUCGAAAAAAAAUGCUGCGACAUCACAUUUCUUCGAUUCACAGCGAUUUACCAAGUUCUUCGAACAACCACGAUCCUCAGGAGAGUUUGGACGAUCUCGAUUACCCGAAACUGGGUGAAGCUUUCAUCAAGAGGAAACAGACUUUUCCGGAAUGCAAUCAGCUGGCCAUCGUCAAACAUUUUCACGAUCGGUCCGAACGGAAAUUUCGAAUACCCAGCAGUACGGAUUUGAUUGAAGUCGAUUUCAGAAGAACCUUGGAACGACAAAACUGGCAGGGCUGUCAACUUGUGAAUCAGGGAGCGAAGAUCACAGUGGAUAUAUGCAAAUUGAAUGUGAAUAUGAGUUUGGAGAAGCCGCUGGCAAAGUGGUUGUUUGCCAAGUCCAAGAGGAAAAUAACAUACAUAGCAAGAAAGAAAAAACCAUCCAAACUCAAAGGAUUAAUUUUGUAUGAUAGAAUGAUUAAAAAGCAGGCCAGAGCUGGCGGACAAAAGAUUUGUGAAGUUAUGGUCAACCCAAUCUUGAGAAACGACUUAUCGAGUAUAGAUUUUGGUGGUCUACGCAUCAAUGUUGUUCCCCAUGACGACAGAGAGCUGCUGGAUAAAAUGUCAGCUUUGACUUGUAUGAGCUCAGAUUAUAGAAACCCUCAGGAGAUUAAUAUCGUCGAAGAUAAUGUCAUCUUUAGACCAGAUUUACAUGAACAAAUGGAAAACAUGACGAUCCAUGUAAAAAACGAGUCAAGUCCAACGGAUGAAGAAGAUAAUGGGACCAUUGUUUGCAAUUCCGGAUUCAUCGAUCUCGAUACCUUGGAAGCAACGAGAAAUCUCAAAAUCUCUGACGAACCAGGAAAUAGUAUCGUCAAUGUUCCCAACAAACCAUGUAGGAUCCAAUUUAGCAAAAAGUUUCGAGAAUACUGCACAAACACAGUCACUCCAAGCUUGAAGUCUUGCUUGGAUGAUUUUUUGAGCGAAAUGUUGAGGUUACAAAAAAAAAUAUACGAAAGAGACAGAGUCAAGGGAAAAAGCAAACGACGCUAUCACGCGGGCAUCAAAGAAGUGUGUAAACACAUUGAUCUCAAAAAAAUCAAAUUCGUCAUCAUUGCUACGGAUCUUGAAAAAGUGCAAAUGGAAGGAGGUUUGGACGAUACUCUCAACAAACUUUUGGAAAUAUGCAAAAAGCAUGAAGUGCCUUACUGCUUCGGCCUUGGAAGACGAAAGCUUGGUUAUUACACUUAUGGCAAAGGUUUUACCAGCUGCAUUGGAAUCGUAAAUUACAGUGGUGCUGAAGAAAAGCUCAAAAACGUGCUGUGCGCUGUAAUAAAGGCUAAAGACGAAUUUUUGAGCUUGAUGUUCAACGAUGGAAAAACAAUUGAUGUAGAAAAACUCUUACCCAGAGAAGAACUGCUUCUGUCCGAAAAAAUAAACGCUUAUUUGAAGAUAAUAGCAGUAGCGUCUACGAGCUGAAUUUCUCAACACCGAAAAUAUCCAAUUUGUACAUACUAAUGAUUAUUAAAAAAAUUUAACAAAUAAA
Messenger RNA from Venturia canescens, 1935 nucleotides. RefSeq names its product SECIS-binding protein 2 (gene Sbp2). Gene Ontology annotation, molecular function: ribonucleoprotein complex binding; mRNA 3'-UTR binding; selenocysteine insertion sequence binding. Bases 309 to 1868 code for a protein of 519 amino acids. Gene Ontology annotation, biological process: selenocysteine incorporation. Lineage: Eukaryota; Metazoa; Arthropoda; Insecta; Hymenoptera; Ichneumonidae. The transcript is spliced from 5 exons. Gene Ontology annotation, cellular component: ribonucleoprotein complex. The record is from RefSeq and is a predicted model, not a curated record.